Rotaria sp. Silwood2 is the source of this 3165-nucleotide messenger RNA. Lineage: Eukaryota; Metazoa; Rotifera; Eurotatoria; Philodinida; Philodinidae. The record is from the annotation of a GenBank genome assembly.
AUGGAUUCAAAUAGCACUAUCAUCAUGCUCUCAAAUCUUACAAUAACAAUUGAUACUUAUGUAGGCCUUUUCAUUUAUGUUACUGGUAUUCUUGGUAGUAUCGGUAAUAUAAUCGUCUAUAGGUCGAAAUCAAUGCGUUCUCGAGCUUGUUCGGUUUAUUUAUUAUGGGAAUCGAUUAUUGAUUUUCUGUAUCUUAAUAUUAUAGUCUUAACAGGUAUAUUAAUGAAAGAUUUUCGUAUUCCCAUUACGACACGUCAUGAAAUUUUGUGCAAAAUUCGUGCAUUUUGCUCAACAUAUGGCAAUCAACUUGCAGUCACUUUCUUAUCAUUGGCAACAAUUGAUCGAAUUCUAUUAUCACAACGAUCACAGAGUAAGUGUGAGAAUAUUCAGUAUUAUCAUUGUUCGAUGAUAUGUUUUAUGUUGAACAUAUGGUCUUUUUUAUUUCCCACUUUUUUAUUGAUAACACAUACGAUGAGGAUUGUGAGAUGCUAGGAUAAAAUAUAUUUGCUCAAAGAUAAAUUAGAAGAUAUUUUCUUUCUUUCUCAUGUAGUAAUUUUUGUUGUGAUCUAGAACGAGAACAAUGUUUUUUAUAGACACCUGUUGUAUCAUAGAACAGUUGUUUACAGAGAUUGAUCUGUUCCAUGUUCCAAUGGAAACUUCGGAAAUGUUGCAAGGAGUAUGAAUGAAUGAGAAAUAAGUUUUCAUAUGAUUAUUUACUAAGUGUGAAGUACAUAGUACAUGUGAAUAAGCAUAGUCUCCUAUGCCGUUGAAUCAAUUGGAGUUGAUUCAACUGUAAUACAAUUUUGGAUAAUUGUUUAAAACUAAGAAAUAGUUUUGAAAGGCACUCUAAUGAGUAAUAGAAUCUAUACUUUUGUACACUUUUGUUUUGGAUAAGGCCAUCCAUCCAGCGUACCUUAUGAUAAUGAAAGUUUUCUAGAUAUCUUUCGCUGCAGCUCUUUACAUUCUUAGUUCAUUAGGAAGCAUUUCAAAAUAUAUUCCGGCCGUUCGGUCACUCAUCAUUCUCUUUUCCAUUUUUCCUUCCCUGUCCUUGCGUACCCUUAUUCAGUAUUGUCUCCUUCCAUCACUUCUCAAUUGAUUUAUGUUUUCGUUCUUUCGUGUAGGGAUGAACUUUGUUCCAUUCGCUUUCUUCAAAGCUAAUUGGGUACUCUAUCUAUUAAUCUCUAAAUGAUGUUGUCUAAUGAAGCUGCGCAUUGCACAGCAGUCUCAGAAAAGUAAUGAUGCGCAGUGUUCACACAUAUUCUAAAUAGAAAAUAUUUCAACUUUCAUGCACAAGAAAAAAUCUUACAUUUUGUAAUACCAUGAGUCUUUUUUCGAAUGCAUUUGUUUAUCGCGACUAUAUAUUAAACGCCGAUCCUUUUCUUUAUGAUGUUUCCAUACCUUAAAAGUUGUCUUCCGUAUUUUUCUUCAAAAAAAUUUCUAUUAGUUUGGAGCAACUAUUUUACUAAGGCCUAAGUGAUAUCAUUGAAUACUGAAAAACCAUAAGGUUUGACUUGCUGACCGUUGCAUUUGCUUUCGGUCGACGAGAUCCCAUGUAAUUAGCGUAAAGGUAUAGAAAAUAAACUUGGCAUGUAAAAAAUUAUGCUGCUUAUCACCAGCUAAGUUUAGAUGCAAAGAAUUAUAAGAUACUAUUGAUCAUUGAUUUUCUGAUUUUGUUGUGCGAUUCAUAACUUGCUUAGUGAAUAGCACAUGGGGAUAGUGAUUAAUUAGUUCUGUAUUAGCCAUAGAGAAAAACGAAAGAACGAAUAAAUGAAAAAGAAGAAAAACGAAAUGAGAAGUGAUGGAAGCAGGGAACGAACAAGGGAAUGACGAGUGAUCGACCGAUUGGAAUACAUUUUGUAGUGCUCUCUUAAAAAAACUAGUCGUAAUUGUUCUCAAUGGCAACAACAUCCGAGAAAAGAUGCUUCAAUUAUUGUCAAUAUUAAAUGAAUGAAAACAAAACUCUUGUUAACUAUCUGAAAUUGUCCUCAUUUCAUUGGUCGAAAUAUUUGAAUAAUUUUUUCUUCAAACAAUCAUUCACAUCAUCAGGGAUUGGCAAUUGAAUGAAUGUUGUUCUUUCUUUACAGAAUAUCGACAAUGGGGUAAUCGAAUUCGUCUGGCAAAACUGGUAGUAGCAGUAUCUUUUCUGAUCUGGUUUAUGAUUCUCUGGCAUCGACUCAUCUGGUAUAAGAUAACAAAUGGAGCAUGUGUAGCUCAGGCAGGCACCUAUGCUUCCUUUAGUGCCUAUUGUGACGCAACCAUGACAUCUCUUAUACCAACGAUCGUUCUCAUUGUACUUGCCAUUCUAAUCGGACAAAAUGUACGUCAUAUCGUUCAACGACAGGUGGCACCUACGGCUAAUAUCAAUGAAACGAAUCAAAAUAAUCAAACGGUCAUUUCUAAAAUAAAUUCACAGCUGACUAUCAUGCUUUUUCUGCAAACAUUUGUGGCAUUGAUCUCUUUUUUACCAUAUUCAUCACGCGAAUUAUACUCUAUUAUAACUGCUACCCGGUCAAAAUCAGCCUUGCAAGUUGCUUGGGAAGCUUUAAUAUCAAAUAUUACUCGCCUUCUAACAAACUUAUUUUUUAGCUGCCCAUUUUAUGUUUCAAUUAUUUCAUUUAGUAGCUUUCGUCAGCAAUUUCUGCGUUCAAUUGGACUUAUAAAGGAAAACAAUAAUAUUGCGUUGGAUACUAUACAAAGUAUAGUUGGAAGAAAUACUCUUGCUAAUACGAAUGGUGGCAUUUACUAACUCUCUAUUCAGAAAAUGAAAUUGAUGAACAUAAAUAUGAUCAUUAAAAACACUGUAUAUAGAAGAAAAUAAGGGUCACUCAUGACUUUUUAUUCUAUGAAUUAUUGUAUUCAAAUCUUUCAAAUAAAAAUAAAAACUGAACAAUUAAAAGUUCCAUUAAUGAAUAAAUAAGUUAUUACCAUGGAUGAGCGAUAUUUCAAAUCAUACCCUCACAUACUCUACGCACAUAGAGAAGCCAGAAACUUGAGUGUGGGUGUGGGUGUCUGGACGAAGACAAGAUCAACACCCACACCCUCGAGAGAUAGAUAGAUAGAUAGCCAAUACUGGUACACCAGUUUAGGCGAUGAACAAACCGAAGUUAAAAAUAUAAAAAACUGAAAAUUUACAGGGACAAAAGGACAAAACAAAAACAUAAAACA